This is a messenger RNA of Cynara cardunculus var. scolymus (artichoke), 1444 nucleotides long. Its product is annotated as altered inheritance of mitochondria protein 32-like. Lineage: Eukaryota; Viridiplantae; Streptophyta; Magnoliopsida; Asterales; Asteraceae. The coding region runs from base 181 to 1272 and encodes 363 amino acids. The transcript is spliced from 5 exons. The record is from RefSeq and is a predicted model, not a curated record.
AAGGUGAGGGAGAGAGUCAAAGGAGUCCUCUCCAUGACCUACCACCGUCGCUACUCAUCGAUAACUACCAAAUGAAUUAUUGAAAACCCCCAAACGCGAACAAAUCUUACCCGCUUUCCCGCCGUUCAAUUUUCUAUCUCCUCCUAUCUCUCUACCUCCCAUCGCUUUCACUCCGCCGGAAUGUCCUCCGUACCGGAGACUGGCGCUACCGACAUCUCUACCGAACCUCCGGUGGUUGACGACAAUGUCAAGUUCGGAUUCCUACGGAAGGAGAUGUACACCGAGAAACUCGCCGGAACCGCCAUCGCUUACGACCGUCAUGUUAUCCUCUGCUACAAAACUCACGAGACGUGGCCUUCUCGAGUUGAAUCGUCCGAUUCGCAUCCGCUUCCUAAGCUUCUCGCCGGAGCUCUUAAAGCUCGUAAGAACGACAUUCCUGUAAAGACUCUAUUGACUAUAUGCGAAGGUCGUGAAGGUACAGAGUUAUCAGAUGGAGAUGUUUUGCUUUUUCCUGAAAUGGUCAAGUACAGGGGAUUGAAGGAAUCAGACAUUAAUAGUUUUGUGGACGAAGUGAUUGUGAAUGUAAAACCAUGGUCUACAGGAGUUCAAGAGACGAUGACGGGAUCACACGUAUUUGUGUGCGCUCAUAAUAGUCGAGAUAGAAGGUGUGGUGUUUGUGGACCGAUUUUAAUCAAGAAAUUCAAAGAGGAGGCUGAACUAAGGGGAUUAAAGAAUGUUUCUGUGAGUGCUUGUUCACAUGUUGGCGGUCACAAGUAUGCAGGAAACUUGAUCAUUUAUAGUGUUCAAGAUGAGCAAGUUUGUGGUCAUUGGUAUGGUUAUGCUACCCCGAAUGAUGUGCCUGCAUUGCUUGACCAACACAUUGGAAAGGGUGAAAUCAUCGAAAGGAUCUGGAGGGGUCAAAUGGGUGUUCCUCCCGUUAAGAAAGCUCAGAAAGCAGUUGAACCAACACUUCCAAAUGGAAACGAUCUUGAGGUCAACGAGAUCGAUAACCGAACAAACGGCAUCAAAGAAGAGAAAGAAAAAGAAAACGUCGGUGGUUGUUGUCAAGGUGCCAAUGGGUUUUCAUGCUGCAGAGACGACGAGAAGACAGAAAUAGUAACAGAAACGGAGAAGGAGGUAAAGAAACCUGCCGGUAAACUUGAUUUCUUAACGAAGAAAUGGGAGCAACAUGAGGUGUUUACAACCGCUGCUCUAGUUGUAGCCAUUGUAACAGUUGCUGUGGCCUAUAGCUUUUAUAAACGGUCGAGAUGAGAUGUGGAAAGUACAAAUAUAAGGGGUAAACGAACUUCACAGCCGCGUAUAUACGAAGGUACGUACCAAAUACCGACAAUCUUAGUCGGCGUAUUUGAACACAAAAUGUUGUGUGUAUUUUCUCCGUUGUUAUACACAAUAUGCUAAUAUAGUGAUUUCUUUCUGGUACAAA